CGAGUUUGACAAGGUUUCCCGGAGGAUGAAGUCUCUGUUUCAUAAAAAGAUUUACCCCAACCUGGUGGUGACACGUGCUGUGAAUAGCGAGCAUGGAGGCUUUACCAGGAGGAGAGAGUUUAGGAGCGCUGAUAUCGAGGUCGAAGGAGGAAAACCAGACAUUUACGAAGCUUCCCGAGAGCACGAUGAUAGAACCGGACCACCAUUUCGUAACCGCAAAGGCCAAGGCUCUCACAAGGGGCGGUCGUAUGACAGAUCUCGCAGAGACCGCCCGCGGGGAGGCCAUCAAGCUGGGUUUGCAGGUCCAGGACCACGGUCUAGGCUUGAUGACAUUGAUGGCGAUGUAACCAUGGGUGAAGGCUCUCAGGACAACGGCUCCCAACACAGAUACGCCCCAUAUGGGAAAACAGGUCGAAAAGGAGAAGGACGAUUUGACAGAGACAGGCAACAAGGGAGAGGACGUGGUGGUAGAGGUGGAGGUGGUGGCUUCAGAGGAGGAGGCCGAGGUGGAGGAAACGGCGGUGGAGGAAGAAACCAGUCAGGCUGGUCUAAAGUAACAAUACCACACGGAAGAAAAUAUGACAAGAAAUGGUUAAUGACCGCUCUUCAGGACAUCUGUUCAAUUCCCUUCACAGCUGUGCAGUACCAUGUCGACCACGACAGAGCCCAUUUCUAUGUGGAUGAUCCCUCUGCUUCUAUCGCUUUACGCAAAUGUUCUCACAAGAUCCUAGACACAGAUGGUUAUAAGGUUGAGGUACAUGUAAACUCCAGCGCUCCACCAUCUUUCCUCCUUGCUGAUCUGAAGCCUGAACACUUGGAGCACCUGAAGCAAUGUAUGGCAAAACGUUUUGAUGGCUCCCAGCAAGCACUUGACUUGAACAACAUCCGAACAGACCCAGACCUGGUGUCCCACAAAGUGGAAGUCACCUUGAAUCGGAAGACGCACAUGGAAGCUGUCAUUACUGUUAUUGAAGAAAACAUUCCAGAGCUGACUUCGUUGAACCUGAGCAACAACCGUAUCCACAAACUGGAUGAACUCUCUGAAUUGGUUUCCAAGGUGCCUAAUCUGAAGACUCUGAACCUUUCCCACAACGAGCUCAAGUCUGAUCGGGAGCUGGACAAGGUUAAAGGCCUGAAGCUGGUGGAGCUGUGGCUGAACAGGAACCCUCUGUGUCUGUACUUCAAGGAUCAGGCCUCAUACAUCAGUGCUGUGCGGCAGAGGUUUCCCCGGCUUCUCAAACUGGAUGGUAACGAUCUCCCCCCACCCAUUGGAUUUGAUGUGGAAACACCCACCACUAUCCCAGCGUGCAAGGGCAGCUGUUUUGGAUCUGAUGAAAUCAAGGUUCUCAUCCUUCGCUUUUUACAACAGUACUACAGUAUAUACGACUCUGGGGACCGACAGCCACUUCUUGAUGCUUAUCAUGAUGGAGCAUCGUUAUCCAUGACAACACCUUACUCCACCCAGAACCCCUCCAGGAGCAGUCUGGGAGAAUAUCACAAAGACACUCGAAACCUGAAAAGGAUCAAAGAUACAACAAUGAGGUUUCGACUACUGAAGCACACGCGCCUGAACGUGGUUGCUUUCAUCAACGAGUUGCCCAAAACUCAGCACGACAUCGCCUCCUUUAACGUCGAUGUUAACACCUACACAAACACUCUGCUGUCAUUCACUGUGAGUGGUGUCUUCAAAGAAGUUGCUGUUGACGGUAAAUCCAGAGACUCCACCAUGGCCUUCUCUCGAGUAUUCAUCACAGUCCCAGCAGGGGGUACUGGUUUGUGCAUCGUGAACGACCAGCUUUUUAUUCGAAUGGCCACAACAGAGGAGAUCCGCCGCGCCUUUGUAGCUCCCGCCCCAACUCCAUCUUCCAGCCCUGUCCCCACCCUCACCGCACCCCAGCAGGAGAUGCUCACAGCCUUCUCACAGAAGUCUGGCAUGAACCUUGAAUGGUCCCAAAAGUGUCUUCAAGACAACGAGUGGGAUUUCAACAGAGCGGCACAGAUCUUCACUCAGUUGAAGGCGGAUGGCAAUAUUCCUGAUGUUGCGUUCAACAAAUGAAGAGUUAAAUCUGCAGUUGUCUUAUUUAUGCCUUUUGCUUAAUCUUUCUGUUGGCUUUUUUUUGAUUUGUUUUAAAAAAGGGUUGAGUCUACUUUCCUUUUGAUUAUUGCUUUAUUUUAGCAGCCAAAUGUCAACAGUUUGACCAAACAACUGAGCUAUUAUAGUAACCUUAGUGUUUGGUUUGUAUAGAAAUUCACUUCAUGUUUUCAUAGGAAUAAAGACAGAUGGCUGGACUUUGUUCAUCUGAAUUUUGUUGUAUUGUGUUCAACAAUAAAAAUAUUUUGUCACAACUGA
Messenger RNA from Platichthys flesus (European flounder), 2350 nucleotides. RefSeq names its product nuclear RNA export factor 1a (gene nxf1a). Gene Ontology annotation, cellular component: nucleus; cytoplasm. Gene Ontology annotation, biological process: poly(A)+ mRNA export from nucleus. Bases 26 to 2056 code for a protein of 676 amino acids. The record is from RefSeq and is a predicted model, not a curated record. The transcript has 22 exons. Gene Ontology annotation, molecular function: RNA binding; protein binding. NCBI's taxonomy places the organism in Eukaryota, Metazoa, Chordata, Actinopteri, Pleuronectiformes, Pleuronectidae.